UCACCUAAUCAAUACAGGCAUCGGAUCCUCCUCUGCUCUGCCGCUCUGGAGAGAGUGAGGCGUCGACUCUAGCUCGACGCAGCAGGCGCCCCCUAGUCGCCACCCCUGCCGCUGCCAAGGAGACCUCCCCCGCCCUGCAAAUCAUCUCACGAAGGAGACCUCCCCCGCCCUGCAAAUCAUCAGAAUGUUUCAACAAUUGGAUUAAAAAUGUGAAGGAGUUGCCUGCAGUUGAUCUCAUGGACAUGCUCAGGGUGAUGAUAAUGGAGAAGAUUGCUACAAGACAGUCCAUAGCCAAUAAAAUGCAAGGCCACAUCCUACCUAGUGUAGUUAAUGAUCUGCAUGAGAAGAGUAGGAAUCUUCGAUAUACCAUCACUAAAAGUGGGUACAUGAAGGGUGAGGUUUCUGGUGCUAGUAGAGAUGGUGUUGCUUGGAGAUAUGGAGUAAACCUUGUUACUAAGGCUUGUUCAUGUGGACAGUGGGAUGUAACCGGAAAACCAUGCACUCAUGCCAUAGCAUUCAUAACUUCUCAACGAAAUUUGAGAAUCGAGGACUAUGUUGGAGAAUGUUAUUCGGUUCAAAGGUUUAAAGAUGCAUACCAAUUUGAGGUGUAUCCAAUGGGAGACAGGUUACAGUGGCCGAAAUUGGACCCAGGAUUCGAAAUGAGGCCACCAAAACUUGAGGGCAGGCCUGCUGGCAGACCAAGAAAGAAAAGAAUCAAGAGUGCUGGAGAGCCAGGUAAGAGAGGGCCAUAUCAAUGCAAGAGGUGCUUCCAGUAUGGCCACAUUGAAAAAGGAUGCAAAAAUCCAGUGGUGGAGCCACAUGAAGACCUUCCAGACAACCAUUUGCAGAGAAAGACAAAAAAAGGCACCAAAAAAAAGGAAGAAAAGUGAGCCAGAACAGGCUUCAACUUCACUUGUUCAAAUAUCGCCAUCUAGUUCUGGACCAAUGACAAGGAGAAGGGUGGCGAUGUCCCCAACCUGCAGCUCACCUUCAGCCAGCAAGCAAGGAGAAGCACCGACUUCAAGCAAAAGGAGAUUAAUUAUCUAGCUGACUGUGAUGGAUUGUAUGUCAUUUGCAUGUGUUUGCUACUUAUGCGAUGGACGUGUAAGCCAUAUAUUGUAUUUUAUUGUUAGAAUCAGGCACCCCUGAAUUAUAUUGUUGCAAAGUAUCGAUUGGGAGA
Zea mays is the source of this 1180-nucleotide messenger RNA. RefSeq lists its product as uncharacterized. NCBI's taxonomy places the organism in Eukaryota, Viridiplantae, Streptophyta, Magnoliopsida, Poales, Poaceae. The transcript has 2 exons. The record is from RefSeq and is a predicted model, not a curated record. Gene Ontology annotation, molecular function: zinc ion binding. The coding region runs from base 237 to 890 and encodes 217 amino acids.